Pungitius pungitius (ninespine stickleback) is the source of this 1188-nucleotide messenger RNA. It is a transcript of the gene cbln1, whose product is annotated as cerebellin 1 precursor. Gene Ontology annotation, biological process: maintenance of synapse structure. The transcript is spliced from 3 exons. The record is from RefSeq and is a predicted model, not a curated record. Gene Ontology annotation, cellular component: synaptic cleft; glutamatergic synapse. Gene Ontology annotation, molecular function: protein binding. The coding region runs from base 557 to 1135 and encodes 192 amino acids. Lineage: Eukaryota; Metazoa; Chordata; Actinopteri; Perciformes; Gasterosteidae.
GGUGGGAGCAUCUAGUGCUUGCGCGCUGCGUCUUUUCCUCCCAAGCAUUGUGUGUGAAACUCUCAUAUCUCACGUAUCAAUAAUUCAAGCGUGCGCGCAAGAGAGCAGACGGAGCCCCCCCCCCCCCCCUCCUCGCGCGCGCUAUGAGUUCUGUUGCCCCGUCACUCGUCCAGGGCCCGACUCCCGCUCACUGUGUCUCCAAGUGACCGAAAAGCGGCCGACAAGUGAGGGGAAGAACAGGUGAAAACUGACGAUUCGACCGGAGGUACUGUGGCAAUUAACUGUUUUUGUAUUUUUUUUUUAAAAGAAGAGACGCAGAAAAAUAAACCUUCUGUUUUUUUUCCGUCCGAGAGACUCCGCGAGGGAGAAACUGUUUGCAACGGGCUGAUUAAACACUAACAAACGGAGUGGCUUCUCUAUAAGACGAGACUCCUCGAGGUCCAUCUGGGAAACACCCGGGAAACUCUUUCCUGCCUUACUUUUCUUUUCGAGGGGAAUAGACCCGCGGUUUAAGUUGUGAAGACGACCGGAGAAACUCGCCCGUCGUGGUCCCGGUAUGUUGGCGUUUUGCCUGCUGAGUGUCGCGUGGCUCGCGGCGAGCCACACGGCACGCGCCCAGAACGAGACGGAACCAAUCGUCCUGGAGGGGAAGUGUCUAGUGGUGUGCGACUCCAACCCGGCCGCGGACCCCACGGGCACGGCGCUCGGGAUCUCGGUGCGCUCCGGCAGCGCCAAGGUGGCGUUCUCCGCAGUCCGGAACACCAACCACGAACCCUCCGAGAUGAGCAACCGAACCAUGGUCAUCUACUUCGAUCGGGUUCUAGUGAACGUUGGCAAGAACUUUGACGAGGAGAGAAGUAAUUUCAUCGCGCCGCGCAAAGGGAUUUACAGUUUCAACUUCCACGUAGUGAAAGUCUACAACCGCCAAACCAUACAGGUGAGCCUGAUGCACAACGGCUGGCCGGUGAUUUCGGCGUUCGCCGGCGACCAGGAUGUGACGCGCGAGGCGGCCAGCAACGGGGUUCUGAUCCAGAUGGAGAAAGGAGACCGGGCCUACCUCAAACUGGAGAGAGGGAACCUCAUGGGGGGAUGGAAAUACUCCACCUUCUCCGGCUUUCUGGUGUUCCCCAUGUAGAGAGUGCGCGGUGGGGUCGAGGAAGAGGAGAAGCAAGUGUUGUGGUGCGGGCG